Messenger RNA from Stegodyphus dumicola, 7238 nucleotides. RefSeq names its product homeobox protein OTX2-like. Gene Ontology annotation, cellular component: nucleus. The record is from RefSeq and is a predicted model, not a curated record. Gene Ontology annotation, biological process: regulation of transcription by RNA polymerase II. NCBI's taxonomy places the organism in Eukaryota, Metazoa, Arthropoda, Arachnida, Araneae, Eresidae. Gene Ontology annotation, molecular function: DNA-binding transcription factor activity, RNA polymerase II-specific; RNA polymerase II cis-regulatory region sequence-specific DNA binding.
CAGCCCCUGCCCCACCCCCACGGAAGCAGAGGAGGGAACGGACGACCUUCACGAGAGCCCAGCUUGAUGUGUUGGAAUCCCUCUUCAGCAAAACACGCUACCCUGACAUAUUCAUGCGCGAAGAAGUAGCGCUGAAGAUCAACCUACCAGAAUCAAGAGUUCAGGUGUGGUUCAAGAACAGACGAGCCAAGUGCCGGCAGCAACAGCAGCAGCAGAACGGGGGCAGCAGCAAGAGCCGGCCGAAAAAGGCGAAAAGUCCUCCGUCUUCGUCGACGCCGCCCUCCUCCCGCGGUGAGUCCCCUUACAAGCCUCCGUCGCUGCCACCGCCGCACUCAUCGUCAACCUCGUCUUCGGCCGGUGGGCCACCGGUCACUUCGAAUGCCAACUCGAGUAGCAUCUGGAGCCCGGCCACUAUCAGCCCCGUGGCAGCAGAAUUAAUGGGGGCCAACAGCUGUAUGCAGCGUUCGUACCAGAUGGCUGCUAACACUCCCCCCAAUUGCUAUUCACAGUCGUACGGUCCCACCUCUUAUCAUUACGGCAACAUGAACAUGGACUACUUGCCGCCGCCGAUGCCAGUCACCACCAUGACCUCGCCCCAGAUGAGCGCCCCUGCAAUGACGGGUACUCACAUGGGGGGCCUCGCCUCGUCGGCGGCUCACCAGUCCCUUAGUUCCCGGACGCCCCCUAUUAAUGGCAGCUUGCCACCACCCGGCAGCACCGAUUGCCUCGAGUACAGCAGCGAUAAAUCUGCAGCUUGGAAAUUUCAGAUGCUUUGAACAGGCCGCCGCCAGCUAUUGGACUGCCAUAUAGGCCCCGACCUCAGAGGCAAAACUGUCAAAAUUACUUUUUUGCUCCUCGAGGACCGAAGUCCUGACCAGAGAUACCGACGGGCAAGAUCCCAGUUGUUACGAAAACGGACUGGCACUUUCCCAAUCUCCUCAGCGACAAUAUUCAUGCAAAGUAUCUAGCCCUGUAUCAAGACCAGCUGUUGAUUUUGGCAAGAGAGAAUUUUGUACAUAAAGUUAAAAGGAACUUUCGCGCUUUAAUUUAUAAUCCUUUUCCUAAAUCAACGCUGCGAAGAUUCCCACUCCGGAAAAUGCCAGAACAUCUGUUCCUGAUGCACUUGCCAACAUCUGACAUUUAAGGAAAAGACUAACAGAUUCAGAUUUUGAUUGUCAAAUUUUUCUCUGAUGAUUUCUCUGAAGUGUUUCUCUGAUCAUUUAAAGAAAAAAAAAAUCAUAUUCUUAGACACUUAUUAACUAAAGCAUAAUUAUAAAAUCAAAAACUAAAGUUAUAUGUCCUGUUUCCGUUUUGGAAAUAAUCGCAUUUUCUCAAGUUUUAAUUUAAAUACUAAAUGUCUUUCUAAUUAACCAAUGCAUAAAUCAAUGUAUCUUCUUCAAAACUGCAGACUACUUAUUAUUUAAUUUGCACUGUGAAAUAAAUUUAUAUUGGUACAUAGUUUUCAUCAUUUUCACUCAGAGAAUAUAAAAUCUUGUUGGAAAUACUAGCAUUAACCUUUUAAGCAGCUUCAGAAAUUGAUGAAUGUCUGUAAAACUUAAUACUUUUUAACCGUCUAAAUUAGAUUUCAUUUUAUUGGAUCUAUAUUUUAUUUUGAAAGCAAAAACUACAGAUUCUUCAUAUGAAGAAGGUAUUACAGAUAUACAGAUUGUGAUACAAAAUAAGUCUUGUCACUCAGAAUAUUUAUAUAUUUUAAAGGUAAGUGGAAUAUGCGUGCCGUUAAUAUUUCUCAGUGUAAGGUCUAAUUUAUAUGAGAAGUAUGGGAUAAGCUUAAACGUUCCCUUUAUUUAAAGACAUAUUUCCGUCGGUCAUCUGGAACUUCCGUGGUCAUCGGUGGACUUCAAGGUAUGUAUAUGAAUCGUGAAUUGUAAAUGAGCAUUUUUCUGAAUAUGGGGGAAAGUUUUACGAGCUAUAACAUUUGUAUAUUAUGUGUAUGCCUGCCUCAAGAUCUUUCCUCACUAUUACAAAUUACUUUACCCAUUCAUCAGCUUAGAGAAAGAAUAGAUAAAUUAAAAUUGGUGGAAUCAUAUACCAAAUUUAAUUUACACAUUUAAGUUUAAAAAAUUAUUAGUAGCAAUCACAUUCAUAAGUUUCAUAGUACUAUAUCCUAAUAUCGCUUUAAGACUAAAAUUCCAUUUUUAAUUGGGAAAGAUACAGGUUUUAGUAUUACAGAUCAGAGAAAAUUUUUUCCAAAAAUUCCAUUUGCUGUUAAAAUUAAAAAAAAAAAAAAAAAAAAAAAAAAAAAAAAAAAAAAAAAAAAAAGAAUCCAAGUUGAGGGAGAGAUUUUUCAUUCUGGCCAUACCAAUAAUUUUCUACGUACUAGGACGGUGUAAUCCUUACAGAAUGUAUCCUCUCGUGUACAUAGCAGGCACUGUAUGUGUGUGAAGUAUUUAGAAUAACAGGGUAUUACCGUUGUCUCCAAUCUCGAACGCCCCUUCUGUCAGUGUAUAUUUCUGCUUGUUCCGAAGCACUGGUUGAUUUAGCAUUUCUUUCAUUGGUUGAGGCAUGGAGGAUUUAUGCAUUUUUCAACAAAUGUUUCACGUACAUAUCUUGAUAGAAGAUCUAAAUAGACUUCAAACUCAAAAUUUCUAUUAAAAUUUGUUCUGUUAUCUAAUCCUAGACUAUAUUUUAACUUACAGUUAAUUUAUAGUGGAGAAAAUAAGAACGGAAAAGUAGGAUUUUUCUUUUUAGUUGAAGAAAUAAUUUGCAAUGCAUUACAAAGGAAUAAAGCUAAACUAUAUAUGAUUCUCAUUGGUGGCGCUGCUUUGCUUUCGGUACAAUCAUUUCUUAAGGAUAUUAAGAAAUAUGUUUUAGCGAAUUGUUAUCAAUAUUUAUAAUAUAAUAAAUUAAGAUAUUAUCUAAUAGUAUUGAAAUAAAAAUGUGCAACAUUUUGAUUAAGUGAAAUAAAUUCUAAUGUCAACCACACUGAAAAAAGCGUACUUAGCAUUUUACGUGAUUUCAGUUAUCUUUUUUGAACUAGUUUUUUGAAGUGCCUUACAAGGGCACUACGCAGUGAACCACUUGAAACCAUAUUAGAUAAUCUUAAAUUUUCCUAAAAUGUAAUGUGCACAAAAAGUUAUGAAUUUUUCGGUGAUAACACAAAGAUCAAUUAAAGAACUUCAUGCGGCAUUUUUAAAAGACUCCCAUGAUAAUCAGUUAAUCUCAAACUAUGUCUACAAGAUAAAAAUGUAAGGCAAAGUUUUACUGACAUCAGUUUUAAAAUAUCCGUUAGACUUAAAGCCAAUAUAAUGCAAUAUAGAGUUGGUUUUCGAUAUUUGUCAAAAUUCACGAGUUAAACUUUUUAAUGAAAUUUUCGUUAGACCAAAAACAAUGAAUUUUCGAUUAUCGUAUUUAGCUGUCAUACAUCUCCUGCAUUUUCGCCGUUAGGAUAUAUGCUGUUGCCCUGAUGGAUAGUACACAUCUAAGUUUUCAUAUACAGUUAACAAUGGUUACAUUUUCCACAAAAAAUAAUCAUUGCUUUCUUUUAUAUUUAUACUCAAGUUUUGGUGCAUGCAUUUAGCAAAUUUAAAUGGAUACUAACUUGGAAAUGAAUAUCCCUUACAUAAUCUUCUCGUGUUUGAAUUGUUGACAUGCUGAAUUCGCAUUUUGCUUUCGACGAAAGGAAGCAUUAAAUCUAUUGAAACCUGUAGAGUGGAGAAAUGCAUGAAACUGUUUGCACUGAAGUUUACUUCAGAUUUACAUAGGCAGAAAUAUCAGGGUACAUAUUCAUUCUGUAAACUUUUAAAGCAUAUAUUACGUGGAAUUUGUUAUUACUAAGAUUGCUAUUGCUCAUUCAUUUGCGAUAAAAUCUUCUAAAAUAUUCAAAUACUCAUUCUUACACCUAAGGGGCCAACAUACUUCUAAAAAAAAAAGAUGGAUGCUACUGUUAGUACUAUGGUUACUAUGCCAUUGCAGUGCUGUUGUAUAGUAACCUGUUAUACUUUUACCGCAAGAAGACUUUAGAUUAUUUAAUGCAUAUGUAUUUCAUUUUAAUAAUAAAAUCGUUGUAUAUUUAAGAACAGGGUGUUUAUUACAUUAACAUACAUUAAUAAGGGUAUUGCUCGCUUUAUGAACCUUUUUAGUGGCUGGAUCACUGAUUAUGGGAAUGUUGAUCGCUCUGAGGACUUUUGUACAUAGUGCUACUUUACAUGCUAUCAUAAAAAUAUUUCUUGUACAGUUACUUGUUUUAGUGUGUUGUACAGUAAAAAAAAAUCACGAAAAAUUUGCAAGGUCAUGCACGAUUCAACUGAACGCAUCGCUUUGUUGAAAGUACUGGCAAGACCUAAGAAAAAAGAAAGUGCAGAAUUUCAGUUAUUUAAAACUUUUAAAAGGUGAUAGGUGCGUUGAAAAGGAAUAUAAAUUAAAAUUUAAUUUUAGAAAAAUAAAACUGGCAUACACUUUAAAAUGAAAUAUUUAUUUACAGCACAACAUUAAAUUUGAAGCACGUAAACUGCUUAAAUUAAUCUGUUAAUGUGAAAUAGUAGUAAUAAUGUGAUAAUUUUUUAAAUCAAGUUUCUAAUUUAAACCAAUUUAAUAGACAAGGCUGAAGUUUUUUGGAACUUUUGAUAACAACUAACCUUAACUACACUAAAUUUACAUUAUUACUACAUAGUAUUCAGGUAUUAUGGAGCCUACGAUAUAGUUUGUGGGUUUAAAAUUAAUAACAAUACAGAGAAAACUCUUUUAAAUACUUUAAAAUUCAUAAAUUAAAUACAAGUUUAGAAGCUAGUCUUUCAAAAUGAUUUAUAAAUUGCAUCUAACAAUUUAUAAAUCCUUAAAAAUGUUAACUCUCAAACUAUCUUUAUCUCCCAGAAACAUUAAUCAGCAAAUUGUUUCUUUCAGCCCUAACUGUGAUAAACUUUUGUAAUCUUUCAUCCUUUGUAAAGUAAUCUGCAUUUCAGUGUACGUUAUCACUUAGAUAAAAGUAAGUAUGUAUAUUUUAUUUUUCAUGACAAGAUCAUCAAGAAACGGAGAGGCCAUUGCUUCCUAAGUAGGUAUUAAAUACAAACCAGAAAGGAAAGUGUUUUUUUUUUUUUUUUUUUUUUUUUUUUUUUUUUUUUUUUUUAAAAAGCAGUGCCAUCAAUAAAUCCGGUUAAUAGCUUCGUGAAAAGCUUUCAUUAACAUAAAUCUUCCAUUUCAUCGCAAUGAAUCUUCCAUGCCAAGGGAACAGUUUGCUAAGAAGUCAUGAAAACGUAUUAAAUUCAUAAUCAAGCCUUAUUAUUUAAUGCAUAUUUAAUGCACUCUUGCCUUCAAUUUUAGUUUUAAAAUAAUUAUCAUUUUAACCUUCUUAUUCUUAUUACCUUUUUCCUUAUUUCUUCUUAUCUCUCUUCUUAUUUCUGAAAAUAACUGAAAUAAAAAGGCCCAGUAUUUAUGGAAAAAAAAAGCCAUUUGUCAUCAAUAAAUAUUCUUUUGGGCGCGCCUAGAAGAGCAGGUAAUAUAUCUUUUAGAAGAAAACAAUCAAAGCAUAUUCUUUAAAAAAUAGAUGACAGAACAUAUUACUCCUGAUAUUUAACUGAAUGAUGACUUAAAUAAUAAAAUAUUAAGUAAUUCGCAUUAGAAUGUGUAUUUGCUUUCGUGAGAAAUUAGCUAUUUUAAAUAAAGAAUGGAACAUACAUGUUGAAAUAGAGUUCUCCGUACAUUGAUCUGUAUAAAUAACACAGCACUUGAUAUCAAUUUGAUCAAGAAAAAAUAAAUAUAUGAAGAUUUUGAAACAGGGUAGCACGGCGUUUGAAAUCCUUUUCAUUAGUGGGAAAGUAACAUUUAAACAUUUCUAAAGCACAUUCCUUGUGCAUUUCAUUUUAUUUAGACUAAAUAAGAAGUCUAAAAUUUUAAAAAUACAUGAAUGACAGUGAAGUGCAAGAUAAUUUACUUAUUUUGCGCAUCAGUUAACGUCUAGAAUAACAGACUAAUAUUAAAAGAUAAGAAACUAACAUUACAAUAGCGAUUAAAGUAUAAUGAUUUCUGAAAAUUUGGAUAUAUAUUUGAUAUUUUUGUUAUUAGUGUUGUAAUGAAUGCUAAUAAAUGUUUUGUAUUGUCAAAUUUUUUUCAUAUUAUGGCAUUUAAGUGAUUUCAAUGCACCUAUCUGUUGUAGUUCAUUUUAUAUAUUUAUAAAAUAUGGGUAAAAAUAUGAGUCAUAUGAAAAAUAAAUUUUUGAAAAGUAAUGUUUAUUAUGUAACCUAUGAUCAUUUUAUUUUAAUAUUGACAGCGAGUUUUCAUAAUGUAAAAAAUUUCUACAUAAAGCUUACCUACAUGUUUAUCUGCUUCUCGUUUCUACGUGUAACGUGAGCUUAGAACACAUUCAGUUGUUCAAGAUCUUAAAUGUUUCAUAUACUGGGUAUUCUUUUGAGGUUACUCGGGACAAAUUCUGAAAGCAUUCAAAUUGGAAGACUGAAAUGAAUAAAUAGGAAGUUUUUUAGUGUAUUUUUUGUAGAAAUUAAAUCUUGUAUAAUUUAAUUUUCUUUGAAAAAUAUUUUAUUUGCUUUCGAAGACUGUAUAAAAAUAUUCCUUACUAAAAAUUUUUCUGCAUUUGUACUUCUAUUAAUAAUUGUACAUUGCUUUGAUAUGUUUAAUUUUUCUUUUCAAUUUUUGCUAUAAAAUUCUGUUAUUUCAGCUUAUUACUUUGACUUAAGGUAUAUGCUACUAUGAAAGCUUUCUGUUCUACAUCCAGGUCACAUUUAAUAUCGAUUAAAUUUAUUUUGAGAGUAAUUUCUAUUAGUAUUUUAAGAAGUUAUUCUGUUUAAUUUUUUACAGUUAAAUUCAGUAAAGUUACUGUAAUAUUGAAGACUUACAUCAUUCUUUUAUUAAAAAAAUUCCAAUAAUUAUUUGCUGCUACUGACAUCAAUUAAAUUCUCAUAAGUUAACGCCUCGAAUGAUUCUACGUUUGUGUAAUUUUAAAUUAAUUUAUUUCAUACAGUUGGCGCGUAUAAGAUCGAAACUCAGAUCUUCAUUUCAAUCAAGAAUGUUAAAUAUAUUUUUUUAAAUUUUAAACUGACGUCUUAAGUAAUAAAUGAAAAUUGAUGUUUUAUAAGUUUUGAGAACAUACUUAAAAGAUUUGUGUCAAUUAUAUUGAUACAUUUUUUAAGUCUUUCAGAUUUUGUCUCAUUGCUUGAGUAUUAUGAAAAAACUGUAUGCCUAAUUACAUGUAAUGAAUGAAAUAUGAAUGUCCAAUGUAAAGGAAUGUACGACCCAGUGCAAAUAUCUAAUAAACAUCCCAUAUUGAA